This is a messenger RNA of Pyrenophora tritici-repentis Pt-1C-BFP, 1053 nucleotides long. The record is from RefSeq and is a predicted model, not a curated record. Lineage: Eukaryota; Fungi; Ascomycota; Dothideomycetes; Pleosporales; Pleosporaceae.
AUGCCUUCAGCUAUCACGAUUAGGAAAGUGGACGGCAAACCAGGCCAAGUCUACUACCCACUGGAGAAAAUCACAGCCAUCAUCAACCUCCGCGCAGCCGCCCUAAACCACCGCGACCUCGUCAUCCGCCAACACCUCUACCCAGGCACAACCUUCGGCGUCCCCCUCCUCGCCGACGGCGUCGGCAUCGUAACCUCCACAGGCAGCUCCCCCACCGCGCGCGCUUGGCUCAACAAGCGCGUCCUGUUAAACCCCGGCACAGGCUGGAAAGACAGUCCCACGGGCCCGGAACAUCCCAAAGGCUACUCCAUAAUGGGUGGUACCAAAACCAAUCCCAUCGGCACCUUACAAGACGUCUGCGCCUUACCCGUUUCCGAACUAGAAGAAUGUCCGUCACAUCUGUCUGACGCCGAGGCUGCUGCGCUACCGCUUACGGGACUGACGGCGUGGCGCGCGUUCAAGGUUAAGAGUGGGAAUGCGGUUGCUGGGGCGGAUAUCUUGGUUACGGGGAUUGGGGGUGGAGUUGCGCUUAUGGUGUUGGGGUUUGCGGUGCAGGCGGGGUGUAAUGUGUGGGUUACAAGUGGUGACGAGGCGAAAAUUGAGCGGGCGGUGAAGUUGGGGGCGAAUGGCGGGGUUGUGUAUAAAGAAAAGGGAUGGGAGGAUAAGUUGAGGGGCAUGUUACCUGAGGGGAAGAAGUGGUUGGAUGCUAUUAUUGAUGGGGCUGGGGGUGAGGUUGUUAAAGUUGGGAGUCGGUUGUUGAAGCCUGGUGGCGUUAUUUCGAUCUACGGAAUGACUAUCUCCCCCAAAAUGGACUUUCUCAUGUCGGCCGUCUUGCGCAACAUCGAAGUCAGAGGCUCGACCAUGGGCUCCCGCAAGGAAUUCGCAGAGAUGGUACAAUUCGUGCGCGAUACAAAGAUGAAACCUGUAGUCAGUCGCACUGUCCACGGGCUAGAUGUCGACAAGAUUGAUGGCCUUUUCGAGGAUAUGAAGAGUGCUAGUCAGUUUGGAAAGUUGGUUGUUACACUGGGUGGUGGUGGGGAGAGCAAGUUGUAG